CUGUGCUGCUUGACAGUCGACUAAAAUAUGCGUCACAGAUUCCGCCGCGGGCUGAGGGCUCAUGGGAAAUGGAGUCGGAGAUGGAAGGGUUUUCUUCAGCUUGGCUACCCUUGGUCAGCGCCAUCAUUACCUUCAUGUGCAGGACGUAAUCGAAGGCCAACGUGUUCCACUGGAGGGAAUCAUUUGACUGAUUAAACCAGUCGAUGGAAACCAGGAGGUGAAUCUCUGCCCUCCUUCUCUCCUCCUUUUUCUAUGUUCUCCUGCCCUCAGCUUCUUCAUUGUGGUGGUUUAAAACACAAAUCAGCCCUGCCCUCUGUCAUGCCACCUGCUUUUAAUGUCAAAAUAUUGUUUUGUUUUUUUCAGUUCUACAAGAAUGAAUCCACUAGAAAAUGUAGCAGCACUGUCCCACACAUGGAGGGAAAAGAGAUGAGGGGAAUGCAGGUUGAAAGGAAGGGUAGAAAGACGGAUGGACGGAUGAAUGGAUGGACAGAAAGACGGCGGGUGAAGGAGGUGGGGCUUGCCGAGCAAGAGGGUGGAUGGCGUUUCCAUCUGUGAACUCCACCUUAUGCACGGUCUCAGGAAACCCCUUCCACUGGUUGCACACGGCACGCAACGCUACAAGGCUGCAGCACGACACACACACACACACAGCCUAUGAUGAUGUAGGAGGAUGAUGACAGGAGAAGGGAGGAGGAGGGGCAGACCGCCAGCGAGCGUGCCGAGAGUGAGAGAGUGAGUGAGCGAGAGGAAAAGGGCAGAGGGAGCGUGAGCGAGUGAAAGCGUGAGAUAAGCGGGAGAGAGCAGCAUCUCUUGAGCGCAUUCAGCAGGCAGAGCAGAGCAGAGGGGGGAGAGCACCAGCACCUUACCAAAGGGGACGACACCACACCUCUCUCUCUCUCUCUCUCUCUCUCUCUCGGACACACACUCUCACACGUCACACACACGCAUUUGUGAGGAGGCGUGAGGCUCAGGAGGAGGAACACCACAUACCCGCGUGCUGUUUUUGCUGGCUUAGCUGCGCUUUGGAGAGCUGUCUCUUGAAGACUGGACCAGAGCUGUAUCCAUCGCUUCAUCCAUCCUUUUUUCCUCCUGCCUUCUACCUCUCCCUCGCACACAUUUGGACUGAUUUGCUCUCUGUCAUUCAUCUAACCUCUGACCAGUGUGUUUCUCUCUGCCUGUCUCUGCUCUCACCCGUUCAGCCAAGAAAUUCAGAGGCACACUUAGCGAGCAAGCGACCGACUGAGAGACUGACCUUUCGACCGCGAUCAUGAACUUCCUCCGACGCCGCCUCUCCGACAGCAGCUUCAUGUCCAACCUGCCCAAUGGUUACAUGACAGACCUCCAGAGGCCUGACCCACCUGCUCCUCCUCCCCCGACCGCCUCCUCCCCUUCCCAGCAAGGUGCAGCCACCGCCACGGCUCCCGUCCCUGCCCAGUCCCCGACCAAAGCCCCGGCACCGUCCCAGGCGCCAGCCAGCUCCCCCGCGUCUCAGGAGCGCCGCCCGACCCAGCUGGCUCAGCAGCCUCAGCAGGCCCAGUCCUCCUCUUCGUCCGGUGGGUCCUCCGGCUUCUUCAGCUCCUUCAGCUCCAUCACCAACGUGGUCAAACAGACGGCUGCGUCCGCCGCUGGGUUCGUGGAGCAGUCGGCUCCCUCUCCCUCACUCUCCAAGAAGUUCAAGAUCCUGUUGGUCAUUGACGAGCCCCAGCAUGAGUGGGCCAAAGUGUUUCGGGGAAAGAAGAUCCUUGGGGACUACGACAUCAAAGUGGAGCAGGCCGAGUUCUCAGAGGUCAACCUCAUCUCACAUUCAAAUGGAACCUGUAACGUGGACAUGCAGGUCGUGCGGGGUGGCACCAGAGUGGUCAGGUCCUUCAGGCCUGACUUUGUGUUGGUGCGUCAGCACGCCUUCAGCAUGGCCCAGAACGAGGACUUCAGGAACUUGAUCAUCGGGCUUCAGUACGCAGGCGUCCCCUCUGUCAACUCUCUGGACUCCAUCUACAACCUCUGCGACAAACCUUGGGCCUUUUCUCAGCUGAUCAAUAAUCAGAAGAAGCUGGGUUCAGAUAAGUUCCCCCUCAUUGAUCAGACUUUCUACCCCAACUACAAAGACAUGAUUACAACACCAAGCUUCCCAGUAGUGGUGAAGAUCGGACAUGCCCACUCUGGAAUGGGAAAGGUCAAGGUGGACAAUGUGAGUGACUUCCAGGACAUUGCAAGUGUGGUGGCCAUCACUCAGACCUACUGCACUACAGAGCCAUUUGUAGACGCCAAGUACGACAUCAGGGUCCAGAAAAUCGGCUCCGACUAUAAAGCAUACAUGCGAACAUCCAUCUCUGGUAAUUGGAAGAGCAACACCGGAUCUGCCAUGCUGGAACAAGUAGCCAUGACUGACAAGUAUAAGCUGUGGGUUGACACCUGCUCAGAGAUCUUCGGAGGGCUGGAUAUCUGUGCUGUUAAAGCCAUCUGCGGCAAGGACGGUAAUGACUACAUUACUGAGGUUGUGGGUUCAUCUAUGCAGCUGAUUGGCGAUCACCAGGCAGAGGACCGCCAGCUCAUCUCAGAAGUGGUGAUCGCUAAGAUGAACCAAGCACUGGCUGCCAGGUCGUCCAGUGUUUCCCGCUCACCUGCUCGCUCCCCUCAAAGCCAGAAGCCAACCACGGUGCAGCCCCAGCAGAGUGCUGCCCUUAAGGAAGGACUGGCAGAUCCAAACAGGACCUCAGGCCAGCGCCCUCAACCUCAAGGCGCACCAGUGAAAUCACAGAGUGUGGAUCCAGCAUCAGAGUCAGCUAAGAGAGCAUCUGAACCAGUUCCAAAGCCUGGCCAGGCCCAAAAACCUAGUCCAGGUCCAGUGCAGAAACCAGCUCAGGCUCAGAAGCCAGGCCCACUCCAGAAGGCUGCCUCAGUCACAAAACCGCCAGUGCAGAGGCCUCCCCCGAUGACGAGAGCCCCAUCCGUCACCAAGCCAGCCCCAGAUUCUGCUUCUGCCCCAGCCCCAGCCAAACCUGCACCAACCUCCCCAGCUAAAGCAGCAGCAGCAGCCGCAGCAGCUCCAGCCUCUCCCCCAGCCAAAGCAGCAUCAGCAGCGGCAGGAGGCUCCCCUUCAGCUUCAGCCUCAGCUUCAGCUCCAGCUGCGGCCUCUCCUUCAGCUUCAGCUCCUACAACAGAGCAGCCCAAACCCCAGCCUCAGGGCUCCCCAUCCCCAGCUCCCGGCAAACCAAAAGAGCUGCCCCCCAAACCCACACCACCUGCAAAGCCCAUCCCACCUGUACGCAGGAAUUCAAAGCCUCAGCUCCAGCCAAAGCCACAAACCCCGCCUCCUCCCAAAGCUUCACCCAAACCCCAGCCCGCUGCCCAGGCCCCAGCACCGGCUCAGGCCCCAGACGCAGCCUCAGCCCCCGCCCCAGCACACGUCCAGUCCCCAGCCAAAGCCAGCCAGUCCCCGCCCAGUGUCCAGUCUCCAGCUAAGGCUCAGGCCCAGGCCGUGCCGGCCUCUCCCUCUGCAAACCCUGAGCCUGUCCCGGCCGACGCAGCCGCGGCCCCUGCUGACGCCCCUGUGGAAGAACAGCCCGCAUCUCAGCAAAAGACCCAUCCUCUGCUGAAUAAGUCCCAGUCCCUGACCAAUGCCUUCAACGCUUUCAGCGACUCCUCUUUCUUCCGCGGGGUCUCAAGCUCUGGAGGCGACGGCCAAGACGAGGCGAAGGCAGAGACCAUUCGCAACCUCCGAAAGUCCUUCGCCAGCCUUUUCUCUGACUAGACACAGCCGAAUAAUAGUCAGCCCCUUAUCGAUCUGGCCCCCUCCUCCUCCUCCUCCCUCCACUUUUACCUUUGGCCAGUGAUGACUUGAUUGACAUUAAAUGUGAACCAGUCUGAGAUUAAACUUUGUGUGUUAACUGUACUGUACUCCCUCCGUCCCGGUCCCUCCUCUCCUCCACUUUCAGCUUCUCUGUGUGAGUUACAGUGAGGCCUGCUGGGUAAGAUGUUCAGUGAACGAUGCUGCGCCAGAGUAACUGGACUGAAGGAGUUACGUCAUUGAUAUAGAGUAGACUAGAUAGAAUAGAAUAACAAGAUCUUUAUUUUUCCCAGAGCACACUUUAAGGAACUCUUUCUGAAGUAUAUGAAAAGUAUAAUAUUCAAGAUUACAGAUGGAAUGUACAUACAGUAUAUAUGCAGUAAAUAAAUAGAAACAUAUAUAACUAUAAAGGGAGAUAAGCCAAUAUUUAAAAAAAGAAAAAUCCAGUAGCACUUUUCAAUUAGCUUUGGUCAGUGACAUAACUCUUUCACUCAGUGGCUGAAUUUCUACACAUUUUAAAAAAUAAUCAGACACGUGACAUUUGAUGGUUUCCUCACAGUGAAUGAAUUUUGGUCAAUAAGUGAAAGUAUGUGAGUAAAAGAAAAAAAAGGAUUUGUUCCUGUGUUAAUCCAGCUGUUGUGCGUCUCUGAUCCUUGGCUUUUGACCACUGGGCCUGUCAUCGCCGCCCCUCCUCCCUUUUGUCUACAAGCCUUGAAGUUCAUUGUCAUGUGAGGGAGCUGGAAAAUACGUGUAUGUUCAUCCGUGUUCAGUUGUUAUGCAUGGCUCCUCCAAGUGGUUCGGUGUGUGAUUUUACGGAGCAGAAGGGAGCUCUAUCAGUGUUGAGUUUUGCCCUCCGUUGCCUCUCUCUCUCUCUCUCUCUCUCUCUUUCUCUCUCACUCUGUCUCUCUUUCUCUAGAUGUUGUAGCCUUAUUGUGAACAUGUUUUCAAAUCACAGCUACGUUUGUUAGUUGUGCAGACCUGGGUCGAUUACAGCUCGAAAUUCAUUCAUUUACCUCAGCUGUUUGAAUCUGUAAACUACCUGAGAGUGAGACUGACUGCAGCUGCUUUAGUUUUAGGAGUUUUGGCAUCGCUCUGAGUGUGGCAGGCUGAAUAAAUCAAUCCUAACACGUAAAUGAAUGCAUUUUAAGCAGUAACUCAUGUCUGUCGCUGUGACUGGUGAUUUCUUGUUUCACCUCUGUGUAGAUCUAUCAACAGUAUUGUAAUUUGUCGAUUAUUCUCAUAAAAAGACAUUGAGACAGUAGUGCAAUAACACCUCGACAUGACUGUUGAGUGCUGUCACCCUAUUAUAAAUAUAACUAUGAUUAUACAUACAGGACCUGUGUAUCCGUUAAAAACCUUAUUCUUACAUUCCCUUUAAGAUUCCUUUCAGCGGCGACUCUCCAGGUUGCUUUUCGCUGCAGUCGGACGCAGGCUUUCAGACUGAUAUGCCAUAUUCAAGUGUUGGUUUUUGUGAUGAACCCUGUUAGGACUGAACUGAAGGCAACCUGGAACCAACCCCAGAACCCUUGACUGGUCACUUUCAGUUGAGUUGCUGCAUUUCAAGUCCAUAUGUGUAAAAUAAAUAAAUAACAAUAAAAAUCUCAACACCGCAAAUCAACCUGUCUGCUUCUCCAUCAUCAGUACUAUGUUGCAAGUAAAUUCUAACAUAUUGUAUUUGUAUGUAUGUACGUGUCAUCUCAGGAGUUUAUUUUUUGUAAUAUAUCGACUGAUUUAUUUUUUGAGGCUCCAUAUUUAUGGUACAGUAUAUUGUUUGUUUUGUAUUGUGUUUUUAUUUGUAACGCAAUACUGCUUUGCAUGAUCUGGUGACUGAUAAUGUUUUGUUUUUUUCCUGUACAGAUAAAAAGUUAAUAAAGAUGUGGUUCCAUCAUUUCA
This is a messenger RNA of Lates calcarifer (barramundi perch), 5680 nucleotides long. It is a transcript of the gene syn2b, whose product is annotated as synapsin IIb. The record is from RefSeq and is a predicted model, not a curated record. Gene Ontology annotation, cellular component: synaptic vesicle membrane; synaptic vesicle. Gene Ontology annotation, biological process: neurotransmitter secretion. Gene Ontology annotation, molecular function: ATP binding. Lineage: Eukaryota; Metazoa; Chordata; Actinopteri; Centropomidae.